Impatiens glandulifera is the source of this 1059-nucleotide messenger RNA. RefSeq names its product pumilio homolog 2-like. The record is from RefSeq and is a predicted model, not a curated record. Gene Ontology annotation, cellular component: cytoplasm. Gene Ontology annotation, biological process: post-transcriptional regulation of gene expression. Lineage: Eukaryota; Viridiplantae; Streptophyta; Magnoliopsida; Ericales; Balsaminaceae. The transcript is spliced from 7 exons. Gene Ontology annotation, molecular function: mRNA binding. The coding region runs from base 1 to 1059 and encodes 352 amino acids.
AUGGACGAGAUAGAUGAUAGUCAAAACCCCGGGUUUCCGCCACCUUCGCCAACCAAAGAGAAUUGGAGAAAUCAGUAUUAUGCCUAUAGAUCCCCCUCGGGCGAAAUCCAUUAUCUUCUACUCUCAGAUUUUUAUGGGCAUCUUGUUAAAACCAGUGAGGAUGUUAUUGGAAGCCGGUUUAUUAAAAAGAAGCUUCAAACUGCAACGAUAGAGGACAAAAAUGAGGCCUUCAAGGAAUUAAAACCUCAUGCACUUGCUCUAAUGAAGGACAAGUUUGGGAGUCGCGUUAUCAAAUCGUUCUUUGAACAUGGACUAGAUUUGCAGAGAAAAGGAUUGGCUGAGGAACUUUUUGGUAAUGUGUAUACACUUAGCCUUGAUCAGUAUGGUUGCAGAGUCAUUCAGAAGGCAUUGGAACUUGUUGAUAUGGACCAAAAGAUAAAAAUCGUUAGAGAGCUCGAUAAUCAUGUCAAUACCUGUCUUUAUGACGAUAAAGCUAGCCAUGUAAUCCGGAAAUGUGUUGAAUGUGUUCCUGAAGAGCAUAUCGGUGUCAUUGUUUCUGUUUGCGUAGAUCAAAUUGUUAAAUUGGCACAGCAUACUCCUGGAAAUUAUAUCUUACAGUCUAUAUUGAAGUAUUGCAAGAACACAUUGACCCAGAAGAGAGUGAUCGAUGGAAUUGUAUCAUCUCUAGUCAUCUUAGCAAACAAUGGAUUUGGCAACUAUGUUGUUCAAUGUGCGGUUGAGCAUGGAAAACCUGAGGACCGUUCUAAAAUAGUUGAAAAGUUAGCUGAAAACAUAGUUGAGGUGAGCCUGAACAGAUUUGGAUCGGGCGCCAUUCAGAAAUGUUUGGUUUUUGGCAGUCAUUGUGACCGUAAACUUAUCUUAAAUGUGAUUCUUGGAUCCACGGAUAGAAAUGAGCCACUUCAGACAAUAGUGAAAGGCCAAUCUGGAAAGUUUGUUGUGCGUACUCUUCUGAAAACUUGUGAUGAUGAGCAACGAGAGUUGAUCUUGUUGCGAAUUAAGAUCCAUUGUCUAGAGAAAUAUUUGCCCCAGGAAGACUGA